Cornus florida is the source of this 1919-nucleotide messenger RNA. Its product is annotated as purine-uracil permease NCS1. Gene Ontology annotation, biological process: nucleobase transport; transmembrane transport. Lineage: Eukaryota; Viridiplantae; Streptophyta; Magnoliopsida; Cornales; Cornaceae. Gene Ontology annotation, molecular function: nucleobase transmembrane transporter activity. Gene Ontology annotation, cellular component: plasma membrane. The record is from RefSeq and is a predicted model, not a curated record. The transcript has a single exon. Bases 89 to 1798 code for a protein of 569 amino acids.
CAUCUAUCCCUAAAGGCCUAAACAACAGAUACCAUAGAUUCCAUAUCCAUCUGAAUCUUUAUUGUGUAGUAUCAUCACCACCACCACCAUGCUGUCCAAAUGUUUCAGCCUCCAUCUCCAUCCCCACCACCAUUCCCUCUCCUCUUCAUUCCAUCCCAACCCAAAACCCAAACAACCCCUCACAAUUCCUCUCAUUCCUAAUAAAUUGACUACAAAAUUAACCACCACUCAUCACCGUGCUCACAUUUUUUCCCCUAGAAGAUGCCACUCUUUUUCACCCAUGGCAUCAAACCAAUCCAAAUUUAGUCCCCAAUUCGAUGAAUUUGAGCCGGAUCCAACCCUCACCAAUGAUGAUCUCAAGCCGACGACACCCGGUGAACGGACUUUUUCCGGGUGGGAAAUGGCUUGUUUGUGGGUGGGACUAGUUGUGGGUGUUCCAACAUACUACCUUGCAGGUAGCCUAGUUGACCUUGGCAUGGCAUGGUGGCAAGGAAUUGCCACAGUUGUUGUGGCCAACAUAAUCCUAUUGGUUCCAUUAGUCCUCACCGGUCACCCUGGCACGCGCUAUGGCAUCUCUUUCCCAGUCCUGGCUCGAUCUUCUUUUGGAAUUCGCGGCGCCCAUAUCCCAACUCUGCUUAGAGCACUUGUUGGCUGUGGGUGGUAUGGGAUUGAAACAUGGAUUGGGGGUGAGGCAAUUUUCCUUCUUUUGCCUAAAGUUGUCAAACAAUCAUCUUUGUCCCAAAUCAUUCCUUGGCUUGGCACUUCCCCUCUUGAAUUCACUUGUUUCAUUGCCUUUUGGCUAGCCCAAUUGACCGUUGUGUGGAAGGGAAUGGAUGGUAUAAGAGUGCUUGAAAAGUACUCUGCCCCAAUUCUCAUUGUACUAGUCUCUUGUCUCCUCAUUUGGGCUUAUGUCAAUGCUGGUGGCUUUAGUUACAUGCUCUCCUUGUCUUCUAGGCUAUCCAAUUCAGAAUUUUGGGCACUUUUCUUCCCUUCACUCACAGCAAAUAUAAGUUUUUGGGCCACUCUUGCACUUAACAUUCCUGAUUUCACUCGCCACGCCAAGAGCCAAAAUGAUCAAAUCAUGGGUCAAGCAGGGCUUCCAAUCUUCAUGGGUGCAUUUACAUUUGUUGGCCUAGCUGUAACCUCAUCCACCAAAGUAAUCUUCGGACGUGUCAUCUCAAAUCCGAUCCAACUUCUUGGCGAAAUUGGUGGUUUCACAACAAUGAUCCUAGCCAUUUUUGGGAUCAGCCUAGCCACCAUCACAACCAACAUUGCAGCCAAUGUGGUAGCCCCUGCCAAUGCCCUUGUCAAUCUAAGCCCUUCCAAGUUCACCUUCAGAAGAGGCGCGCUUUUGACAGCAUUGCUUGGUAUAGCUUGCCAACCUUGGAGGCUUCUUCAGUCAAGUGAGAGCUUUGUCUACACAUGGCUUGUUGGCUACUCUGCAUUGUUGGGCCCAAUUGGGGGCAUUCUUCUUGCAGAUUACUAUCUCAUUAAGGGCACCGAUUUAAGUAUCAAAGAUUUGUACACGUCGAGUCCUAAUGGGGCUUAUUAUUAUUCAGGAGGCUACAAUUUGGCAGCGAUGAUCGCUUUAGUUUUUGGGAUUCUGCCUGUGAUUCCUGGUUUCUUGGAAAAGGUUGGGAUUCUGAGUUCAAUACCGGCUUCGUUUCUCGUCAUUUACAACAAUGCUUGGUUCUUUAGCUUCUUCUCUGCUGGGAUUCUGUACUGGAUUCUUUCAUGUUUGAAAGGAAAACAGAAUAGCUCUCAACUUACAGACCCUCUCUUGCCCAAUACAUCUUAAAUGUUUUUACUUUCUCUUCUUCAUGUGUUUUUUCCCCAUUAGAACACAAUGGACUUGUAUACAUUGUAUAAUGUAUAACAAUUAAUAUAAAUUUUCCAGGUUUGAAUAUUGUUAUGAAUAA